Messenger RNA from [Torrubiella] hemipterigena, 942 nucleotides. Lineage: Eukaryota; Fungi; Ascomycota; Sordariomycetes; Hypocreales; Clavicipitaceae. The record is from the annotation of a GenBank genome assembly.
AUGUCCGAAACAAUCCAAUUGGCCGGCCAAGAGCCGAUUGAUUUCGCCAGCAUGCCCUGGCCGGAGCUCUUGCGCCGCUUCUCAGAGGCGCGAUUCAAGGUCUUGCAAAGCCAAGACGGCGUAAACGAAGAUGAGGAAGAUGAGGGCCAGCAGGACGAGUGUCCAGAGAAGGCUUCCGAUCUUCUGCUACCUCCUCUAACAGCCGCCGAAAUUGCCAUUGCCGAAGCAAAGUUGGGCCCUAUCCCGCAGGACCUCAAGGACAUGUCGCUAGUUGCGCGCGGAUUCAAGGGCGGUUGGCAUUUUGCUGGUGGUGGAUUUCCGGGGCUCCAAGACCUAUUUGAGGGUGACUUUGACGCCGGAACGGAGUACUUGGAGGGUCUGUAUGAUGAAGACGAAGGCGCUGGUAGUGAUGACAACAACGAGGGUGACGAGGGUGAAGACGAAGACGACAAAGACGAAACUGAUACCGCGGAGGCCGGCGAUAAAGGCGAGAACGACGCCGAGAACGACAACGAAAAGCCAGAGACGGUGCGCGCAGGAGUCAAGAGAAAGCUGGAAUACCCCAGCUGCUGGGGCUACCAAGGCACCGUGGAGAACGACGAUGUCGAACACUUCAUCUGCCCACCAGUCACCUGGGCCAAAUUUCGCAAGAGUCAAGGCAAGCCCAAGCCCAAAGCCGGCGAGUAUGGCAUCUGGUGCGGAUCGCAUUGGUCAAUAGAGCCGCUUGAUGGACUGAGCCUGAGCAUGAGAGGAUAUAUUAUCCGCUUACUCAAGGAGACGGAGGAAGUCUUGGCUACUCGCGCCGCUCGUGCUGGCAAAACUGAUGAAGAGGGGAAUGACAAAGGUGAAGGGGCGGGAGAGGAGGAUGAAGAGAACGAAGGUGACGACGACAAAAAAGAGAUCGAUGACGAUGACGAUGCAGAAAAAGAGGUCGAAGAGUAA